AUGACAUCUCCUACGAACACUCCUCCUCGUGAGAAGGAACACUUCCUUCCUUAUCCCUUCACCGAGACGCAGCCUCCUCCGGAGCUAAUCACGCAGGGCGCUGAGGCGCUCCUCUACCGCACUCAUUUCCUUACACCAUCUACCCCUGCCGCAUUGAAAGCGCGCCCCAGUAAACCCUACCGGCAUCCCACCCUCGAUGCCCGACUUACAAAACAGCGCGUCCUCGCUGAAGCAAGGGUACUUGUCAAACUCUCUGCGCUCGCAAGUGAUCCAGCCAACGAAGUCAAGGUUCCCGCUGUCCUGAGUCUGGAAUGGGAUGCCUCAAGGAAAGUCAAAGGCUUGACUGGCGAGCAGCGAGGUGCGCGAGGGACUCCCGGCGGAGGCGCAUGGCUACUCAUGGAGUGGAUCGACGGCAAAAGUGUCAAAGAUUUAUUACGCGAGUGGGAUUUGUGGCUCAAAGAACCCGGCUCGACUGUGCCAGCAGACGAGGUUGAAGCUCAAGAGGAGGCAGUGAAGAAGUUGCUCCGAAGGAUUGGGAGGGCAGUGGGCGCCAUGCACAGUAAAGGUGCAGUUGUCCAUGGUGAUCUGACGAGCAGUAACAUCAUGCUCCGUCCUCCCACGAAUACCUCUGUGCAGAACGGCUCGGCAGCUAUGACGGAUAACGAGAAUGCAAAGACAGAACGAAAACUAGCGGUGCCGCCAAACUUGGACGGAGAAAUUGUCUUGAUCGACUUCGGGCUGGCCACUCAGUCUGUCCAAGACGAAGACCGUGCCGUGGAUUUGUAUGUCCUCGAGCGGGCCUUUGGAUCGACUCAUCCCAGGCAAGAAGCCUGGUUCGACGCCGAAGUGCUACAAAGUCAGGAUGGUUACAGAGGCAGUUUCAAGGGCUCCAAUAUCGUGCUGAAAAGACUUGAAGACGUCAGGAUGAGAGGCAGGAAGAAAAGCAUGAUCGGGUGA
Capronia coronata CBS 617.96 is the source of this 957-nucleotide messenger RNA. RefSeq names its product BUD32 protein kinase. Gene Ontology annotation, cellular component: cytosol; EKC/KEOPS complex; nucleus. Gene Ontology annotation, biological process: protein phosphorylation. The transcript has a single exon. Bases 1 to 957 code for a protein of 318 amino acids. The record is from RefSeq and is a predicted model, not a curated record. NCBI's taxonomy places the organism in Eukaryota, Fungi, Ascomycota, Eurotiomycetes, Chaetothyriales, Herpotrichiellaceae. Gene Ontology annotation, molecular function: ATP binding; protein serine/threonine kinase activity.